Messenger RNA from Pseudo-nitzschia multistriata, 4535 nucleotides. Lineage: Eukaryota; Bacillariophyta; Bacillariophyceae; Bacillariales; Bacillariaceae. The record is from the annotation of a GenBank genome assembly.
CACUACACGAUACGACACAGGAUUGAUCCAUUCCUAGAACAGAAGCAACACACAACACAACCACCCCUGAUUGCUGUCCACGCCGCGAUGGCGGAGUCCACCCAUUCGUGGCCCGGCGGGUUUGGGUCUUCGUUCCCGGAAGCCUCGCUGUCGUCGUCCCCGCAUCCGUCGUGGAGGGCCAGGGACGCCGCCGACGCCCUCCUGGCCCGGCGCGGGCUCCGGUCCACGUCGAGGGCCGGAGAGGAUCCCGAAACCACAUCGGGCCUGGUCCUCUCGCGGUGCUACGACGUGGACACCUCCCUCGUGAGGCUCCGGCGCGACAAGAGCCCCAUCGUCCAGACGGCCCUGGACGCCGCGGCCUCGGCCGUUCUGGAAAACAUCUUCAAGGCGGACGACGACGAAAACGACGCCGCGGACGAAACGGGGGACGAGGCCUGCCGGGGGCUGCCCUCGCUGCUGGCCGACGUUGUUGCGCUCCAGGAAAUGAGGGUGGCCAGCAUGGAACGGGCCCACGCCAACAAGGACCUGUCGAAACGGAAGAUUGCCGUGGCGAAGGAACAGGAGAAGGAGCGGCGUCUCAAGCAGAAACGCGAGGAACAGGAGCAUCGGCAUCAUCAUCAUCAUCAUCAUCAUCAGCAGCAGCAGCAGCUCACCAAGAAGGAAGGCGGCAGCGGAGGAGAAACGAGCACGGGAAUCGAAGCGGCACCGGUUCCGGAUCCCGCGGUUUCCUCCGGUGCCGGAGCCACCCCGUCCGCGGUUCGUUCUUCGGAAGGGAACGGGGAUCGUCCGGGUGGAACCAAGGCCGGCCCCUCGGGUCCGUCCGGAGCCGCCAAGACGGAAGCCGGGCCCGGCGUCGCCCCCCGGAAGGAAACCAAUCCCUCGUCCUCCACAACCGCGGGGGCCUCCCCGCCCCGGUUCACCCGCAACACCCCCGCCUCCUCCGCCGCGGCCCUCGAGGCACGGCUGACGGGAUCCCGGGCCGUCCUCUGCGCCACCGCCAACGCCGCCUUUGGGGCGCUGACCCCGCCCCUCCCCGGGUGGGGACCCAUCGAUCUCUCCGACGUUCCGCAAAACCCGGCCGCGGCCGCCGUCACCGCCGCUGCCGGUGAGGGGGACGCCCCGAAGGAUGACCGCAAGAACGCCUUUGUGCCCAGCAUGGACAACGUGGUCGCCGAGUCCAGGAUUCUGGGACAGCGGAUCGAGAACAUCGCCACCAACGCGGCGAGGAGGUCGAGGCGGAGGUUCCGGUUCCGAAAGGACAACGUCCUGUUUGGUGGGAGGGACGAGGCCCAAGCACAGCCACCAACGCGCACCGGCAACCCGAACGGGGAACGAACGCCGAGCCAGAACGAGUCGGGCUUUCGAAUCCUCGAGAAUCCGUUUGCGUGGAACGAUCGAGAGGAAGACGAGGACGACCCAUUCAGCAAUGGAGGAACCCGACCGAUGCAAGUGGACGACAAUGCAUCCAUUGUCACUGCGGACAAUCUUUCGAGCGGGGGGAGCGGCAGCAACAUUACCGAAGCCUGGAGCAAGGGAUGCGUUCCAAGACUGUUAUCGAUAUUGCAGACGGGGGUAGGGAAUGCGAUCAUUCACGAUGCCACGUGGUCCACUCGGCACGAACGCAUCGCCUACCUGUUGCAGACAAUCUCGAGCCUACCCAAGGCGGACGAUGCAAGCGGCGGCAGCGACAGAAGCAAUCGSGUCGACGAAUACUUCGGACUUCAUCUGAUAGUAACGGUGGAUCCCGACGUAGACCGCUUCGCGAAGGAAUUCAAGACCGCCAAGAGCCACCUGCGGCUCAUGUCGACGGUCGACGAACGGUCCCUGCGGGCACUUCCGUACAGGGGGACCAAGGCAGAACGACGCAAUCUCCGCAAGCGGUUUCCACAAGCCACCGGCUUGCCGGAUGCAGCCUUUCACGUCGUCAUUGCAUCGUAUUCCGACUUCUUAACGGACUACAUCCACUUUUGCCAGACGCCCUUUGAGAUUGUGCUCAUGGACGACGGUGCGUCGUGGAUGGCUGCGGCACAGAACGAUCCAAACUCGCCGAUCGGUACGGUGUGGAACGAUGCACUCUUCAGCAAGAACGACCACCAGAUGGGGCUGGCGGGAUCGUUUCUGAGAGAUUGGGACUACGGGAAAGACAAGGUCGACGAGGAGGCGACAAAAGAAGCCUGGAUCGGCCUGACGGCACGGCACCGAUUGAUGACCUCGUCGAAACUCCGCAUCGAAAACUCGCGGAACUCGUCGGACCUGCUCCCCGUUUCCGGACUCUUGAGCUUUGCGGUGCCCCAUUUUGCCGAAGCGGUCCGGGAAGAAUGGGACAGAAGCCGGAUCGGCAACGACGCCGCAAGCAUGGGCCACUUUCGAAAGCUCCUGACGCGAUCGCUCGUGGUGCACGACCCAAGCAACGAUCCGGAAACACAGAGCGCCUUUGAGCUGGCCACGAAAUGCCUAAGGGGGGAACUGCCGGAACCCGUCCGGUACAGCGACGAUCCGGUGGUUCCGAAACAGAUCUCCGACGAGGACUUUGUGGCCGACGGAAAAGUGGCGAGCUCGCGUCGCUCUGCUCUGCAAUGGCUAGGAUCGCCGGAGGACUCCUGGCUGCGGUACGAACUGGGCUCCGUCUCUCUCGAGGCCAUCGUGACCGCCACGAAAGCCUCUCUCAACCACGGCCACAUCUGCGAAGAAAUUGCCACCGCUUCCUCGGUGACCACCGGUGCCACGGGACAAAUCGUUGGAAACCUGGCCUUCAAGCUGGCGGUCCGCUGCGGCAAGUGCUUUGGUUCCGAGCAGGGGCUGCGGCAGCACCUCUCCACCCACCACGCGCCACCCGGAACGUGGCUCUGCCGUACCUGCAAGGCAGACUGCGUAACGAGCCAGGCCCGAACCCACCACGAGCGUUCCUGCGGCCAGGCAAGUGCGGGGAGCGGCACGAAGAACGAAACGUCCGCGGCCGCCGCGGCCGGCUCGUCCAAGAAAGACACGGGCAAGAAAAAGGGAAAGGCCGCCAAGGGGGGCAGUUCGGGGGCCAAGGAAGAAAAGAACGCCGACGGCUCCCUCCGGGCCCCCUCCGCAACCGGCCUGGGAGGAGGGGUGGUCCCGGCCCUGUCCGUGAUCAACAUCAAGGACCUGCCGCCAGAGGUGAAGCCGCUGCUGCGCGAUCCCCGCCAGACAUCGCGAACCGGUGGGAACUCGAAGCGGCACGUGUAUGCCUACCGGGGAGUUUGCCGGCAGGCUAGAAAGGGGCACGAUCGCUGGCAGAGCCAGAUAUCUUUUCUGGGAGUGAAUCACUACCUCGGCACGUUCGAUUCGGAAUGGGACGCGGCGGCUAUCUAUGGUACGUCUAUUCGCAUAUCGCUUGUAUGAUACAAAAUCUCCAGACUGUGUUUUGUGCAUGGCUAACCCAUUCAUGUGUAUGUUGUGAUCACACCCAAACAGCAUGGGCGCAUCUUAUUCUGUACGGGGAAGAGGCGACCAAAAAAGCCCAGCAGGAGGGCGAGGAGGCUGCUGCGGCAUACGAACAAGAAAAGAAAGACAUUGCAGCCGGGAAAAUACCCGUUCCCCCACCCAAGCCCGACAAAAAGUCGAAACAGGCACCGAAAAGGAAAGCGGACGAGAAAGCGGGAUCCAAAAAGGGGRAAAAAGAUUCCGAAGAAGAUCCCGUGGCUUCUGGGAAGCGAAAGCCGGGGAGGCCCAAGAAAAACCCGGAGGAUAUUCCCACUAAACCACCGCCGGCGAAGRGGCAAAAAGCAACAGCGGGAAAAGAGGACAUUGCCCCCAUUCUGGCGAAAAGUGUUGGGAAGGCAACGAUUCUCGCACCGAUUCCAAAGUUUGCGGACAUGGGAGACGAGGAGCUGAUGAAGGAAGCCGCCGUCCGGAUCGUCGCCGCCCGAUCCGUGAACUACUGCGUCACGGAGGUGCAGCUCCCGGCUCCGAUCCACGUCGAUUUCCGGCCGUGCGUUCCCCGCAGGACCGGGCUGUACCACCAGAUGGGCUGCGCCCUGCUGGUGGGUCUCGACCCCCACCUGUUCGGCUGGGACAUCGAUUCGGUCCUCGCCAAGCAAUACUUUGGAUCCGACGCGGAACGAAAGAACGCCUCCCGGGCGCUCGYGGAAGAGUUCGGAAGCGACGGGCUGAACCAGCGCUUCCGGUGCCUUGUCCAGGGAAGCACCACGGUCCUCGGCUGCGCCGGUUCCCAUACGAAGCGGGUGUACGCGUCCCUCGGCCUGGGGUCCCCCCCGAUCGGGGGUCCCGUCGGCAGGAUCGACUGCAACACCGGGGGCGAGUCGAGGUGCUGCGGGGAAACCGCGGCGUGCAUACGCUACGUGCCCACCGACACGGGGGAUUUCCAGUUUUCGGCGCUGUCGUCGGACCUGAUCACGAUGAACGGCCAGCGGAUCACCCCGGAGAUGGGGAGCUUCCCGCUGUUCAACGAAGACAUCUGCACCAUCGGUUCUCGGGUGUUUGUCUUUUUGCUGCCGAGCGAUGCCUAAACCACCCUAUUCAUACGCAUUAUACUAGAACACACGAAA